AUGCAGAUUUCUAUCAAAACAGUCGAAGGAAAGAGCAUAAACCUAGACGUAGACGAUAGCUCCGACACCAUCGACCUAAAAAUCCAUGGACUGACCCGAGAAAUGAUCAUUCGUUUGGAUUCGGAUCAAGUCCUUCGGAUUUUUGUAUUGACUCUAGCUGGGAAAGUAUCAAACCUAGAAGUGGAAAAGAACGAGACCAUUGAAAACGUCAUGACCAAGAUCCAUGAAAAGGGAGGUCCACCAGUUGACAAGCAGAAGCUGAUCUUUAAAGGCAUACAACUUGAGAAAGGUCGCACCAUGGCUUAUUACAAAAUCAAGACGGAUUCAACCCUAGUCAUAGUGCCACGCUAA
Messenger RNA from Capsella rubella, 351 nucleotides. RefSeq names its product polyubiquitin. Gene Ontology annotation, biological process: protein ubiquitination; modification-dependent protein catabolic process. NCBI's taxonomy places the organism in Eukaryota, Viridiplantae, Streptophyta, Magnoliopsida, Brassicales, Brassicaceae. Gene Ontology annotation, cellular component: cytoplasm; nucleus. The coding region runs from base 1 to 351 and encodes 116 amino acids. The transcript has a single exon. The record is from RefSeq and is a predicted model, not a curated record. Gene Ontology annotation, molecular function: ubiquitin protein ligase binding; protein tag activity.